Polistes dominula (European paper wasp) is the source of this 1981-nucleotide messenger RNA. RefSeq names its product SH3 domain-containing lethal (3) 05822. Lineage: Eukaryota; Metazoa; Arthropoda; Insecta; Hymenoptera; Vespidae. Gene Ontology annotation, biological process: actin cortical patch localization; endocytosis; plasma membrane tubulation. Gene Ontology annotation, cellular component: actin cytoskeleton. Gene Ontology annotation, molecular function: lipid binding; protein binding. The record is from RefSeq and is a predicted model, not a curated record.
CAUUUCACAAUUGAUCGUUUUGAUUAUUUCUUGCCAUGACAGACAGCUGCAUUUUAAUGGCAUAAUAAUUCACAUUGAAUUUCUACAAAGAAGAUAUUAAUUCGGCACGUAAUCACGUUAUAAAGAAUAAUUUGGAAAGUUAAUUAAUAAAUCGGGGAAAUAUUAAAAGAAAGAAGUUAACGGAAAGAGAAAGUAUCAAAGUUGUAGUUGAAAUUGAUUAUCAAUCCCGCCGCGAGCUCGAUAAAUCGUCGUCAGCGCGUCAAGCGAAAAAUGGCCGCGAACGUGAGAACAGAGAUGCGGAUUCCUACGCGUACGGCUCCUCGUCCACCAGUCAAUUCUCUUCCACAAAGAAGCAGCAACAAUGUCUGGGGUAGCACGAAUGAUAUUUUUGGUAGCAAUUUGAUAAGCCAACCGAUUCAGAAGAAGAAGCCACCACCGCGUCCACCUCCGCCUAAAUUCAAUCAGUAUCAAAAUCAUACGCAAACUCAGAGGGAUCAGAAAUUAAAAAAACCUACUCGACCCACGGAACUUUUGUCCAAUUUCUUUGCGUGGAAAGCAGCCAAGCAAGAACACUCCAAUACGUCUCGUUCUACUUUGAAUUUGUCCCAGGUCUCGUGCCAGUCUUCUAAUACCAAUGGAGCACUAUCUUUGAUAGAUCUUAGUCCACCUGGCUCUCCUACGUUUACCACGCGUUCUAGCAGCGAUGGUGUUAGCAUUGAUAGUUUUGGUAGCGAUGGUAAUUCCAAUCCUUCUGCGUUUACCAGCAGCGGUAAUACCUCUCAGACGGAAAGUGCCUUUGAAGAUGAUUUUGACUUUUUUGGCAUGUCUAAUAAAAAGUUUCCGAGUAACGAUCCAUGGCAAAUGAAACAACCAAUGUCGGAUCCAUUUGGACCGAUAGAGGACAAAAAUACUGGUGGAAGGUUUGAAGAUGUCAGGCAAAUUGGAGAUACCUCUUUUUUUGCUUUCAAUGAUAAUUAUACAGAUAAACAAGUGCCUUUUGGACAAACUAGUUCUAAAGUGAUUCACUCUGUGCCAACGAUAAUACGUCCAAAGCCACCUAAACCACCAGCACCAAAGAUAUUAAAACAAAAGUUGGAAGAAAAUAUCAAUCAAAUUCAAAGUUCAUCUACUUUGAACUUACAAAGAACGAUGAGACCUCUUAGCGAGCCAAUAUCCCUGGACUUGUCGUAUUCGGUGAAUGACGCGUGGGGCGAUGAUUUAAAAGAGGAGCCUUCUCCUCCGAUGCCAACGAUACCACCACCAGCACCACCUUUGGAAUACUUAACUCAAUCUGAAAAUGAAUUUCAGGAAAAUUCUAAAACACCCUAUGGUAUCGCGCUUUAUGAUUUUCCUGUCACACAUUCAGAUGAUUUACCUUUAAAGGAAGGGGAUGUUGUUACCUUGAUAAGAGUUGUCAACGACGAUUGGAUGGAAGGAAGGGUGGGAAAUCGACAAGGAAUAUUUCCAAUCAACUUUCUUGAUAUAAAAGUUCCAUUACCUGGAUUACAAGAUGACAUUGUUGUUGCCCUAUAUUCUUUUAAGGGAGAGACCUCCGAAGAUUUGCCGUUUGAGGAAGGAGCCAAAAUUAAAGUUUUGUCAAGACUAUCGGACGACUGGCUAUAUGGCGAAUGCAAAGGUAAAAAGGGUCAAUUUCCAACUAAUUAUGUUAACAGAAUUCCAUACAGUAUUUCUCAUUCAACAUAAUCAUCGUUUUACAAUUUUCGGCCUUAGAAUAUAAUAAUUGCUUUGAUAUUGCAAACAUUUUCUAUUAUUCCUUUGAUAUUCGUCUUUUAAAUAAAUAUAUCCAUUAUUUUUUUUAAUAGAAAAUUUCGAAAAAAUUUAUACUACAAAGUAGUAUAAGUUUUUAUAAAAUUUUACUCGUAUAAGGGAAGACUGAAUUAUACAAGCAUAUAGAAAGAAAACAAAAAAAAAAAAAACAAUGAGAAACAAAUAACUGUUCAAAUAACUGUUGCCUUAAAAA